GAAGACGCGGCGGGUCGGGGCUUUGGGGAGGGCGUGCUGCUCCAGGGCGCGGGUCAUGGGUCCCGGCGGGGACGGAGGGGGCCACGCGGCGGCGCGCGGGGAUCGGAAGGCCCGGAAGCCCCUGGUGGAGAGGAGGCGGCGCGCGCGCAUCAACGAGGCUCUGCGGGAGCUGCGGCUGCUGCUGGCCGGCCAGGCCAAGCUGGAGAACGCCGAGGUGCUGGAGCUGACGGUGCGGCGUGUGCAGGGCGUGCUGCGGGGCCGGGCACGCGAGCGGGAGCAGCUGCAGGCCGAAGCCAGCGAGCGCUUCGCCGCCGGCUACAUCCAGUGCAUGCACGAAGUGCAUACGUUCGUGUCCACGUGCCAAGCCAUCGACGCCACCGUCGCGGCAGAGCUGCUGAACCACCUGCUGGAGUCCAUGCCCCUGCAUGAGGGCAGCGGCCUCCAUGACCUGCUGGGGGACACCCUGGCACGACCCGCUGGGGGAGCCGUUCCUGGGCACAGGGGCUGGCCCCCUGGAGGGGCCCAGAGUUCCCCGCUGCCCAGUCCCCCGGGCCCUGUAGACGACUUGUCCUCUGACCUGGAGGAGGCCCCAGAGGCUGAACUGAGCCAGGGACCUGCUGAGGGCCUGGACUUGGUGCCUGCAUCCCUGGGCAGCCUGACUGAAGCCCAUCUGGCCCAUAGCGUCUGGAGGCCGUGGUGACAAGAGCUUGUGAUCUGCGGGGUGGACCAGCCUCCCCUCCUCCCUGGGAUCCUCCAAUGGAAGCUGAAAGGGGGUUGUUCCCAGGGGACCUCCUCCACCCUGUGUCUUGAAGGCAUAUCUCUGCCUCUGGAGGGUGGAGUAAGGGAGCUGGGUUGGAGGGAGAUCCUUUCCGAGCACUGGGACGCUCUGGGACUUACUGUGGGGCCAGGCAAGUCACUUCAGGGGUGUAGGGCCUCUCCCCUAAACAGACACAGCAGUCCUGGGUGGCACAACCUUGACCUAAGUGGAAGCUGGACAAGGCUUCAGGGCUGCAGGCUGGUAAAGCAAGGCUGUGCUAUGUGUGUGGUGGCUGCUGGGCACAUCUGGUCUGUGCCAGCUACCUGCAGGUGAUUUUGUUUAUUAAAUAAAAGACUUUGGAGUAUUA
Molecule: messenger RNA, 1124 nt
Organism: Suncus etruscus (white-toothed pygmy shrew)
Lineage: Eukaryota; Metazoa; Chordata; Mammalia; Eulipotyphla; Soricidae
Gene: HES6
Product: hes family bHLH transcription factor 6
Exons: 4
Coding region: 56-700 (214 amino acids)
Biological process (GO): regulation of transcription by RNA polymerase II; anterior/posterior pattern specification; regulation of neurogenesis
Cellular component (GO): nucleus
Molecular function (GO): DNA-binding transcription factor activity, RNA polymerase II-specific; protein dimerization activity; RNA polymerase II cis-regulatory region sequence-specific DNA binding
Source: RefSeq, a predicted model, not a curated record